GUAUUUCUUUUAAUUUAUUCUGUCAAACCAAACCUUGUGUUACAGGAGAUACUGCUAUUGGCCAGGGUGUAACCCGCUUUUUUUUCUCAACAUGCAUCGAAAAGCUGAAGUCUGGAUUUUGCAUACAUUUUGCAAACGCCAAUGUUACACGGCUUUUCGAAGGAGAGCCUGGACAUUUAGUCCCCUCAGCCUCUCACUUUCUGGUUGAAAGUGACAUGUUCAUGGUGGCUGGGAGAAUGGUAGGCCACUCUUUUCUUCAUGGAGGACCAUGCCUGGCUGGACUCAGCCCUGCUAUUGUCCAUGUACUACUUGGUGGUAGUCCUGAAACUGCCACAGUUACACUGGAGGACUGUCCAGACCUGGACAUAAGAGAAACGAUCAGGCUUCUUGAAGGGGAAUCCACACUGUCAGAGAAGGAUGCAGGAAGUGUCCAGGAAUUGGCCUAUGCCUGGGACCUCCCAUCCCUUACCGAGAAGAACAGGAGAUGGAUUUUUGAGAAGCUUCUGAUCCAUGCUGUGAUCGGCCGUGUCACAAGACAAAUAAAACAGUUUCGACGAGGUCUUAAAGAAACCUCAAUGUGGACAAUGCUGACCCAACGACCUGACACAGUGGCCUUGCUUCUCCCAAAAGAGGGAGGUGCGAAUAUCAGCCCUGAGGUACUUCUUCAGCGAAUCAUUUGGCCCUGUGAGGAUGACGAUGAUGAUGCCGAUUAUUCAGUUGACACCAGAUGCCGCAUGACAGGCUAUCUUCAACAGUUCAUUGUGAAUGCAACACCAACUGAAUUGACUAAUCUGGUCAAAUUCUGGACCGGGUGGGAGAUUCUACCAAUGAGACCCUCUGUAGAGGUAGUCAUGGGCCGAUACCCCACAGCCUCCACCUGCUUCGAGACCUUACGCAUCCCAGGGCAUUACAAAGAUUAUAAAUCUUUUGAAAGUGACAUUCAGGCCUGUAUUUGCUCUUGCCAAACAGGAUUUGGCCUUGUGUGAGAGACAAGAUUUGAUCUUGUACGAAAUGUUGAUGUAACUUUGUUGGCUGUUAAAAAUGUUGACUGUUAUGCAACAAGUAUUAAUGUUUAAAGAGUUGGCUGAAUUGUUAUACUUGGCCAGCCCUCACCAAAUUGAUACACUUGAUUAAGUGAUAUUGCUUGUUUUUUGGCAUUAGACACAUCUGAGGUUGAAAAAGUUUUAAACGUUAACGGAUUUUAUUUUGUCACCGUUACAUCUGGAGGGCUUGAAUGCCCUUUGCAGUUUUAAUAAAACAAAUGUCAAUUUCACACACAUACAAUGGUGGUGUGCAUAAAGUUGCAGGAGGUUUUUGGCAACAUGUUCAUUAUAAACAAUCUCUGCAGACAAAUAAAUCAUUAAUCCAGGA
Messenger RNA from Pleuronectes platessa (European plaice), 1371 nucleotides. Its product is annotated as G2/M phase-specific E3 ubiquitin-protein ligase. The transcript has 6 exons. The record is from RefSeq and is a predicted model, not a curated record. Gene Ontology annotation, molecular function: ubiquitin-protein transferase activity. The coding region runs from base 216 to 986 and encodes 256 amino acids. NCBI's taxonomy places the organism in Eukaryota, Metazoa, Chordata, Actinopteri, Pleuronectiformes, Pleuronectidae.